AUGGCCAGUAGAGUUCAUCAGCUCAGUAAUGAAGAGAUCAGUCGAUAUGGGAGGCAAUUAAUUCUUCCAGAAUGGGGUAUACAAGGACAACAGAAGGUCAAAUUGGCUGCUGUGUUAAUUGUUGGGGCAGGAGGAUUGGGCUGUCCGGCUGCUCAGUAUUUAGCAGCUGCAGGUGUAGGUCAUCUUGGUAUAGUUGAUUAUGAUGAAGUUGAAAUUAGUAAUCUUCAUCGUCAGAUUUUACAUUCUGAGAAGAGAGUGGGUGUGGCUAAAGUAGACUCCACCCAUAUAGCAAUUGAGAGCCUCAACUCUCUUGUUAAAGUUAGUACUCAUUGUGUCUUAUUAAACAGUACUAAUGUCUCAGAUAUUAUCAAUAAAUAUGAUGUCAUUGUUGAUGCCACAGAUAAUGUAGCUACGAGAUAUCUUCUCAACGAUGCCUGUGUAUUAUACAAGAAACCUCUUGUAUCCGGUAGUGCUCUGAGAUUUGAGGGACAGUUAACUGUAUAUAAUUAUAAUGGAGGACCUUGUUAUCGUUGUCUCUUCCCAUCUCCACCCCCUCCUAAUACAGUCACUAAUUGCUCUGAGGGUGGUGUACUAGGAGUGAUUCCUGGAGUGAUAGGGACAUUACAAGCAUUAGAAGUAUUGAAAGUUAUAACAGGUGUUGGAGAUGUUUUAACUAGUAAAUUAUUGAUGUUUGACGGUUUAUUGUCUUCAUUUCGAGUGAUCAAACUUCGAUCACGUGACCCAGCAUGUGUUGUAUGUGGGGAGACUCCUAGCAUUACAAAACUAAUUGAUUAUGAAGUAUUCUGUAACUCAUCAGCUAAUGAUAAGGAGAAACAUUUGUCAAUACUAAAGGAGACAGAUCGGAUUUCAUGUCAGGAAUACAAAUCUAUAUUAGAUGAGGGUAAGCCCCAUGUUUUAUUAGAUGUACGAGAAUCAGUAGAAUAUGAGAUAUGUCACCUUCAACAGUCACAUAAUAUUCCUUUUAGUAUUUUACAUAAGUCAUUAAAUGAAGUAGCUGAUAUCAUCUCCGAAACAACUGGUCACCAUGGCAACGGUAACUUUAUUUUUCCACUUUAUGUGGUUUGUCGUCGUGGCAACGAUUCUCAACAAGCUGUCCAAUUAUUGCGAGAGAUGUUACCAUCGUAUUUAACCUCUCCUCUUCCUCCAGUUAUUAGUGAUAUAAUUGGAGGAUUAACCCACUGGAGUGAUGCAAUUGAUCACACUUUCCCCAAAUACUAA
This is a messenger RNA of Gigantopelta aegis, 1239 nucleotides long. RefSeq names its product adenylyltransferase and sulfurtransferase MOCS3-like. The record is from RefSeq and is a predicted model, not a curated record. Bases 1 to 1239 code for a protein of 412 amino acids. Lineage: Eukaryota; Metazoa; Mollusca; Gastropoda; Neomphalida; Peltospiridae. Gene Ontology annotation, molecular function: thiosulfate-cyanide sulfurtransferase activity; URM1 activating enzyme activity; adenylyltransferase activity. Gene Ontology annotation, cellular component: cytoplasm; cytosol. Gene Ontology annotation, biological process: protein urmylation; tRNA wobble position uridine thiolation. The transcript has 14 exons.